Messenger RNA from Gongylonema pulchrum, 330 nucleotides. NCBI's taxonomy places the organism in Eukaryota, Metazoa, Nematoda, Chromadorea, Rhabditida, Gongylonematidae. The record is from the annotation of a GenBank genome assembly.
UUGCUGCCCAUCUACAUGAAGGAGGUACUGCAUUUGUCGGAUGUACGAAGUACACUGUAUUCGGCGCUGCCACUACUCGCUCUAUGGAUCAGCAAAAAUCUGUCAUCGUCGCUGUCGUCCUUCCUGAGCACCUGCAAAAGCGGGCACUGCUUACUUCGCCAAACUACACUAGUGAAAUUGUUCAACGGAGUUGCCUCGACAGGCUUGGCGCUCGGCCUCAUCACAGUACCGCUCCUGCGACGUAGCAUCCCCGCUGUUGCUGCUGUAUGUGCCGCAAAUGCUUUCGCUGGUAAACCAUUUUAUUAUUUGAAGGUGCUUGUGCCAGAGUAG